Molecule: messenger RNA, 3123 nt
Organism: Trematomus bernacchii (emerald rockcod)
Lineage: Eukaryota; Metazoa; Chordata; Actinopteri; Perciformes; Nototheniidae
Gene: mmp2
Product: matrix metallopeptidase 2
Exons: 13
Coding region: 139-2112 (657 amino acids)
Biological process (GO): extracellular matrix organization; proteolysis; collagen catabolic process
Cellular component (GO): extracellular matrix
Molecular function (GO): zinc ion binding; metalloendopeptidase activity
Source: RefSeq, a predicted model, not a curated record
GUUCAUAGAGCCGAGGUGCAGGAUGUCCCGUUGAGGAGAAAAAAGCCCUGCAGAGGAGCAGAAGCAACACAAGCUGACGGGGGAAAGGAGUGCAACUCAAAGCAAACAGCAUUUACCAAAGCUUGUUUUUUUGUGAAAAUGGGCUCUUCGAUGAUAUUCAGCUGUCGUCGGAUUGUUCUCAAAGUGUUUUUGUUUCAGUUCAUCGCUUUUCAAUCAACAUAUGCUGCCCCUUCGCCUAUUAUCAGGUUUCCAGGAGACGAUACUCCCAGAACAGACAAAGAAGUUGCUCUGCACUAUCUGAAUAAGUUUUAUGGAUGCCCACAAGACAGAUGUAACCUCAUGGUGCUCAAGGACACCCUGAAGAAAAUGCAAAAGUUCUUCUCUCUGCAAGAAACUGGAGAGAUUGACCCCAAAACUGUGGAUAUCAUGAAAAAGCCCCGCUGUGGCGUCCCAGAUGUGGCCAAUUACCAAUUCUUCCACAGGAAACCCAUGUGGCAGAAAAAAGACAUUACUUACAGAAUCCUUGGAUACAGCCCCGACCUGGACGAGGGAGUCAUUAAUGAUGCUUUCUUCAGAGCCUUCAAAGUGUGGAGCGACGUCACCCCACUCACAUUCGAACGCUUAAUGGACGGAGAGGCUGACAUCAUGAUUAACUUUGGCCGCAAUGAGCAUGGAGAUGGUUACCCCUUCGACGGCAAAGACGGCCUCUUGGCUCAUGCCUUUGCUCCGGGACCAGGAAUUGGCGGAGACUCUCACUUUGAUGAUGAUGAGCAGUGGUCGCUGGGAGAUGGCCAAGUGGUGAAGGUGAAGUUCGGCAAUGCUGAUGGGGAGUUCUGUAAAUUCCCCUUCCUGUUCAUGGGCACUGAAUAUAAAAGCUGCACACCUCAGGGUCGAGACGACGGCUUCCUGUGGUGCUCGACCACUUACAACUUUGAAGAAGAUGGCAAAUAUGGCUUCUGCCCUCAUGAACUACUGUUCACCAUUGCUGGAAACGCAGAGGGCGCUGCAUGUAAAUUCCCCUUCAUCUUUCAGGGAGAAAAGUAUGAUUCAUGCACGACUGAAGGCAGGGAUGAUGGUUACCGCUGGUGUGCCACCACUGACAACUAUGAUGUGGACACGUCCUUCGGGUUCUGCCCUGAGACUGCCAUGUCCACUGUUGGAGGAAAUGCAGAGGGAAGCCCCUGCAUCUUCCCCUUCACUUUCUUGGGUGACACCUAUGAGGCCUGUACCUCAUCUGGGCGCAGUGAUGGCAAGAUGUGGUGCGCCUCCACCAAGAGCUACGAUGAUGACCGCAAAUGGGGUUUCUGUCCUGACCAAGGCUACAGUUUGUUCCUGGUGGCCGCUCAUGAGUUUGGUCAUGCCCUUGGCUUGGAGCACUCUCAGGACCCCGGAGCAUUGAUGGCCCCCGUCUACACUUACACUAAAGACUUCAGACUUUCUAAUGAUGACAUCAACGGCAUCCAGGAGCUUUACGGUGGGUCGACAGACAAGCCUUUGUCUCCAACCCAGGGUCCAGUCACUCCAAUGGACAUCUGUAAAGAGCCAGUUGUCUUUGAUGCUGUAGCACAAAUCAGAGGAGAGACCUUCUUCUUCAAGGACAGGUUCCUGUUCAGGUCAGUAAACUUCAGAAGCAAGCCCACCGGCCCGAUGCUCGUGGCCACCUACUGGCCGGACCUGCCUAUCAAGAUAGACGCUGCAUAUGAAAACCCAGUGGAGGAAAACACAGUGUUCUUCGCAGGUAAUGAGGUGUGGGUCUACAAAGCAGACGCGCUGCAGUCAGGCUAUCCCAAGAGGCUCUCCAGCUUCGGACUUCCCACUGACCUGGCGAAAAUUGACUCUGCCUUCAACUUCAGGAAGAACAGGAAGACUUACAUGUUUGCUGGGGACCAAUUCUGGAGAUACAAUGAAGAUACAAAGACAAUGGACGCUGGCUUCCCAAAACUUAUUGCUGAUUCUUGGAAUGGUCUCCCAGAUGACAUCGACUCUUCCUUCAGUCUUAAUGGCAUUGAUUACAGCUACUUCUUCAAAGGCAACCACUAUUUCAAACUGGAAGACAGCAGCUUGAAGAUCGUCAAGUUGGGUGAAAUCACAAAGGACUGGCUCGGCUGUUGAGCAUUUCCAAAGAGUCUCACAACUAGCUAAAUCAUGUAAUGACAUCUGGCCUCAUAAGGACAUUGCCAUAAUAACGCACACAUCUUGAGGUGGCCGCAGUGCACACUGUUGUAAGUUUUUAUUCUGGCAACUCUGCACGCUUCUGUGGGAGACAUGCCCCUUCCAGCCUGUAUAACCAGCCUCCUGCUUUGUAGACAGGCACCUCGGGACCUUCUGCACAGGCAACAUAUGCAACUGGAUAUAAUACUGUUUGAUGUUGACAUUUUGUUUUAUAUGCUGAUGCAGAUUUAUUACAAUAUGUACUCCCCAUUUGAUUGUUUUAUAGCUUUUGCAUUUGUUUUUUAAAAACUCCGACAUCAGGUAUGUCAACACUGCCUUGAACGCAGUGCUAUACUGUGCUGUGAGAUAUUGCCGUUGUUAUGCAAAUGUAAUUCUGGAACUCUGUUUGACCCCAUAUGAGGAAUUGAUGUUGGCUUUGAAUCACUUUUACUAUGUCCAGUUUACUAAGUGCAGUUUUAUAAAUGUAUGACUUUUAUUUGAUGUUCUCAUUGUUGUUUAAUACAUUUGAAAAAAAAUGAAUUUGCACAAUGUGUUUGACCGAAGAUGGUGCUUUAGAGAUAGCUUUUUGCAUAUAGUCCUAUAUAUAUACAUUUUAUAUUCUCUGUGCUUAUGUCUGACUACUUAGCAUUCUCUGGAUGUCAAAAAGUCGUAUUCACAGGCACACAUUAUUCUCCAUUUGGUUAGCACUUUGUAUAGGACUGUAAAGGGACUGCUCAACUGCAUUUCCCUACACUAAUGGUACAGGGAGAUUAAGGGCACAGGUUGCCCGUAGAGGCUGUAUUAGUUCGCUGCAUGAUGGAAUCAUGACGAGUACCGCAGUAGUAUUGUUUAAUAAUCUCUUUUUUUAUAUUCUCUGUUUUUCUCUUGGUUUUUUUAAAUACCGUUGUGUUUUGUGUUGUUUUUAUGCUUGUGCACUUUGUUACUGUCAUCAAUAAAGAUGGUCAAUAUAAU